This is a messenger RNA of Acanthopagrus latus (yellowfin seabream), 3967 nucleotides long. It is a transcript of the gene elovl5, whose product is annotated as ELOVL fatty acid elongase 5. The transcript is spliced from 8 exons. Gene Ontology annotation, biological process: very long-chain fatty acid biosynthetic process; fatty acid elongation, monounsaturated fatty acid; sphingolipid biosynthetic process. Gene Ontology annotation, cellular component: endoplasmic reticulum membrane; endoplasmic reticulum. NCBI's taxonomy places the organism in Eukaryota, Metazoa, Chordata, Actinopteri, Spariformes, Sparidae. Bases 157 to 1041 code for a protein of 294 amino acids. The record is from RefSeq and is a predicted model, not a curated record. Gene Ontology annotation, molecular function: fatty acid elongase activity.
CCUGGCUGCAACUCUCCUGCAGGGCAGCGGGCCAGUCUGCGUGUUCCUCCCUCUAUUUUCCACUGAGCGACAAGGCAGCACAUUGUGCUCAGACCGGCCAGCCAGCCAGCCAAGGUUACACCGCCGCUCUCUCUCCCCUCCUCGACAAGGUGACAAAUGGAGACCUUCAAUCACAAACUGAACGUUUACUUCGAGACAUGGAUGGGUCCCCGAGAUCAGCGGGUGCGGGGAUGGCUACUGCUCGACAACUACCCACCAACCUUUGCACUCACAGUCAUGUACCUUCUGAUCGUGUGGAUGGGGCCCAAGUACAUGAAACACCGGCAGCCGUACUCCUGCAGAGGCCUCCUGGUGCUCUACAAUCUGGGCCUCACACUCCUCUCCUUCUACAUGUUCUAUGAGCUUGUUACUGCUGUGUGGUAUGGCGGCUACAAUUUCUACUGCCAGGACACUCACAGUGCACAGGAUGUGGAUAAUAAGAUCAUAAAUGUCCUUUGGUGGUACUACUUCUCCAAGCUCAUUGAGUUCAUGGACACCUUUUUCUUCAUACUACGGAAGAAUAAUCACCAGAUCACCUUUCUUCACAUCUACCACCACGCCAGCAUGCUGAAUAUCUGGUGGUUUGUUAUGAACUGGGUACCCUGCGGCCACUCGUACUUCGGUGCCUCCCUAAACAGCUUCGUCCACGUCGUGAUGUAUUCUUACUACGGCCUCUCAGCCAUCCCAGCCAUGCGGCCGUACCUUUGGUGGAAGAAGUACAUCACACAGUUCCAGCUGAUCCAGUUCUUUUUAACCAUGUCCCAGACAAUAUUUGCAGUCAUAUGGCCGUGUGGCUUCCCCGACGGAUGGCUUUACUUCCAAAUAGGUUACAUGGUCACGCUAAUUUUCCUGUUCUCAAACUUCUACAUUCAGACCUACAACAAGCACAGCGCAUCUCUAAGGAAGGAGCACCAGAACGGCUCUCCUCUAUCAACAAAUGGACAUGCAAACGGGACGCCAUCGAUGGAGCACACUGCACACAAGAAACUGAGAGUGGAUUGACAUUUGCGAAACCGUCACCCCAUUCUCACUGUAGUGCGUAAGCUAAUGCUGCUAGGAGGUAUCUUCUUAUCUAGAAUAGUCUUGCACUUGAGAUGAAAGCCAUAGCCACAUUACAUCCAGAGACUUACCAUGUUUUUACACACAUUCCUACUCACGGUAUUUAAGUAUUCACUUAAUAUAUUUAAAGAGAAUUGUACUAUGGUUGAAACUGCACAACGUGCCCCCCUCCCCCGCCCAUUCCCAAGCAGUCCCAAGCAAAAAUCUAUUUCUUGCUACCAGCAAACAAACACACGUUUUGACUCAUCCCAUGAUGCUUUACACAAAGACGGUCCAAAGAUGACAGCUCCUGUGAGGGUGUUGGCAGCUGAAGGUCUCAUCACGCUCAAUGACAUUUCUGUCUCAACAACCCAAGGGACAAUGAAAAUAACGCAGUGCUUCCUGUGGUCCUUAAUGUGUAACUAGAGCAUGCAUCUUAUGUCUUGCUUAAUCUCACUCUUGCCUGCGCUGUUGCAUAAUCCAAAAGUUUGCCCUGUGUAUUCAAUAAUGCAUUUUAUUGACAGGUUGUAACAGCGGACGCUGCAUUUUGCGGAAUAUUUGCAGGGCAGGGUUUCCAAAGUGGAAUAUUUAGCCAUCGAACCGAAGCAUAACCAAAACAAGUGUACCGCAUAUGCUAGGAUUCAUAUUCAAACCAGUUUAAGACACAGUGUUAGAGGGCAGUUAGUGUACACUUUUAAACCUAGUUCUCCUUGACAUCCCCCAUGUUACAAAAACAUUUUUCCUCCUUUUCACACUGUGUUAUAUACCAUAGCUUUAUCCAGUAAAUACAAUUAGAACUUGAAUUCAUUGACAUUCAUUAAAUAAGGCGAUGCACAUUAGGUCUAUAUUAAUAUUUAGGUAUCAAAUUUAUCAAGUGAAUAUAAUAACCUCAAAUAUGUUAUAUCCAGAUAAAAAAUUAAUUUAGAAUUGAGAAUAAAAGCUCAUUAUCGACCAUGGAAACAGUUAAAAAACACACUCUCAUCCAUUUAGUAGCUGCUCUGGAGCUUUUGAUUAUAACACGAUCUUCCCCAAUACAUGUAGCUUGCCCAGUUGUAAUGAAAAGUAGGGCUGCAGCUAUCUGUCAUUUCCAUUGCCGAUCAAUUAGUUGUUUUGCCUAUAAAAUGUCAGAAAAUGGGGGAAACUGACGACCAGUGUUUCCCUGAACCUUUUCCUCAUUUCGGAGCCUGGAAUCAAAGAAUUUUGACUUUUUUCGGUUAAAUUAUUAGUCUGAUCAAACGGAAUCAACUAUCAAAAAUAGUCCACAGUUCAUUUAACACAUGCAUGGUUAUAAUAGUUGCAGCUCUGGCGGGGAAGUCUUCAAAACGCUCAGGGAAAUGGCAAUGUAAACAUUUGCAAUUGUGUAAACCACAUGUGCUGAGGAAGAUCAUGUGAAAAGCUCAGAAACAGCCGCUAAAUGGACCUUGUAGUGGAGUUGUUUUAUCAAACAUUUUACAGUUGCUUUUUUUUAAGUACAUACAUAAAAAGGGUGCCUUCUGGACAAGUUGAUUUGGUUUCUAAUGAAGCAUUUUUCAUCUUUGUAAUAUACUAUCACAUGAUUCAUGUUGGUCCGCUGUAGAACAACAUGUGUCAGACAUCCUGUUUAAAUCCUGUGCCUGACUCUUAGUCUCUUUUCUUUUUAAAUAUCGAAAGUCCUGAGCGAUCAUUCCAAACAUGACAUGCAGUAAACACAAUAAAGAUGUUUAUCUUACACUGAAGGAGUAGUUGGGAAAUAUAUGUGUUCAUUUUCUUCCAUUUGAUGAGCGAUAACACUUUCAUUUCUGUAGGCUAUGAUCUGAAGCUAUAGCUAGCAGCCUUAGCUUAGCAUAAACACUGCAAGUGGGGGUGACAGCCUUGCCUGGCUGUGUCAAAGGGUUAAAAAAAUCCACCAACCAAAACUUCAGAGGCUCAGUUUAGAUUUUCUUUCCUUUGGACAGAAGCACACAGGCUGUUUCCCCCGUUUCCAGUCUCCAGCCUUGCAGAGUAAAAAUACGACUGAUUUCAAUCAUCUCAUCCAACUAACGCCAAGAAAGGAAACAAGCCUUUAUGUAUUUCCCAAAACACUCAACUAUUCCUGAGACAUUUUCCACAACAUGAACUCUUUCUCAUUUGAUCAUGUUAACAUGAUUUUUUUUUUUUUUUUUUUUUAAGUAAACACGACAACAAUGUCAUUUCAGAGGGUGAACCGCGAGGUGUUCCGAAUGUUAUGUUAAUGUCACUGUCUUGAAACCAUUGCCAGGGGUCUGCAUAUUUAAUGCUGGUUUAGAAAACUGAGGUAGGCUGCAAGGAUUUUUGAAUGCUGAGCUCUGUGAAUGAAUCUGACGCCCUCGCCGUGGUGCGCCACGCUAUCGUGUCGAUUCAAUAUAACGAGGUACUGUAAGGCCUUAACCACUGAAUGAGCAUGACAUGUUGCUAUAGGUGACCCAGAUUCACGUUCACUGCAUCAGAAAUUAUUGUUAAAAUCUGAAUAAUACAUACAGAGGUUGCAUUUUCUCUGCAUGAUGAAUCUGGUCCACAGAUGUCUGCCGUUCACCAUGCGUGAGCCAAAUCUGCUCUUUAACUCAACUGUAGAUAUUUGUCUUCUUAAUUUUCCAGCUACAUGCCAUCCCCCGUUACAGUUUGCCCUUCAUACAAGAUGAUAGCGCUGAAGAUAACAGGGUUUAUAUUUUUGAGGGCGCGAUUAGCAUUAAAGUACUCCCCAACUGAUGAAAGCCAAGGAAGCGUAUCAGCUAUGUAAGCUAAUUACAUACUGCAAACUAAGGGCCUACAUUUUAAACUGUUAAAAUAAAUAUCUAUAUAUUUUCUGAAAAUAGGGGUAAAUCUGGGUUUACUUGUUGUGACUCAAGCUUUACUCGCUGUAACACAUUAAAAACAAACUCGGAUUGUAAAGCUA